AUGUGACGUCAUCACCAGUGACCGAAACACCAGAAGAAAAUGGCGGAAGAGCAGGAAGAGGGGUCCCUCUCUCAGGAGCUUGAAGUCCUUCAAUCCAUUUACCUUGAUGAACUAGAAGUGUCCCAGGAGGAGAGAUUGGUGCUCAGGAUCACUUUACACCCUACCACGGCUGACAACCCUGAGACGCAGUAUGUGCGACUGACACUGGAUCUCUGCCUACCACCCUCGUAUCCCGAUGAGCCCCCUGAGAUUAUUGUGACCAACGCUCGUGGCCUGUGCGAUGAGCAGAUAGACAGUAUUAUUAGUACUCUUCGCAUGACUGCUGCACAAUCAGUGGGAUGUCCAAUUCUUUACGCACUUAUUGAGAAAUGCAAAGAGAUGCUGACGGCCAGCAAUCUUCCUCGUGGCCACUGCGUCAUCUGCCUCUAUGAGUUUCAGGAAGAUGACUGUCUCACAAAGACACAUUGUUUUCAUCACUUUCACUCAUACUGUCUAGGCCGCUAUGCUAAGCACUGCCUGGAGAACGACCAACGAGAGGAACCUGUUGUAUGUCCUGUUUGUCGUGAAAAUCUGACUUGUGACUUUAAGAAGCUUCAAGCAGCCACACCACCUAAGCAGCCAGAGGAGCUAUAUGUUCCAGACUUACUCAUGGUACAGAGAGAGAAAGAAUUGCGUAAGGUUUAUAGUCGUCAAUUGGCAAAUGGAGGAAUAAUUGACCUUGAAGCAGAAAAAAGACGCUUUUUUAUCAGUAUCCAGGAGACCCCUGCCAGUGAGCAUGAACAUCAAGAGCUACAGCCAGAGAGAGUUACUGCCCAGCCGUCUGACCCAGGCACUGAAUCGGGGCAGGAUCCCAAUCUGCUUCCCAUUGUCUCUAAGCCUCACGUACAAGAGCACCGGCCUGGUAUUAAGACACCUCUGUGUGGAAACCGGCCUUUCCGUAAUAAUCUCCCAGAUGGACAGCCUUGGCGAGAUAGUAGAGGAUGGGCAGCUCGUGACAGGAAGAGGUCGGACACUCGUAGAGUCUGGAGAGAAGAGGCAGCUUCUAAAGACGACCAAACAGCAGUUAGGGGGAGGGUGAUGGUGCGAAGCUGCCGAAGCAGUGGCACAGUCCAGGCUUUCCCAGGGGGCAGCAGUGAAGGUUCACCGAGGGAAAAACCUAAACACUAACACAUGUUCUAAGUGAUUGAAUAAAGCAUAAUGGACU
Messenger RNA from Bufo bufo (common toad), 1204 nucleotides. It is a transcript of the gene RNF25, whose product is annotated as ring finger protein 25. Gene Ontology annotation, molecular function: protein binding; ubiquitin protein ligase activity. Bases 40 to 1167 code for a protein of 375 amino acids. The transcript is spliced from 10 exons. The record is from RefSeq and is a predicted model, not a curated record. Gene Ontology annotation, cellular component: nucleus. Gene Ontology annotation, biological process: protein ubiquitination. Lineage: Eukaryota; Metazoa; Chordata; Amphibia; Anura; Bufonidae.